AUGGCCUCAGACUUGGUGAAGUUGAACCAAUGGAUAGCUGUGCUCCUCCAUGGUAUAGUCACCUAUGAAGAUGUGCAUGUGAACUUCACUCAGGAAGAGUGGGCUUUGCUGGAUCCUUCUCAGAAGAGUCUGUACAAAGAUGUGAUGCUGGAGACCUAUAGGAAUCUUACUGCUAUAGGCUACAUUUGGGAAGACCAUAAUAUUGAAGAACACUUUGAAAGUUCUAGGAGAUGUGAAAGGUAA
Molecule: messenger RNA, 243 nt
Organism: Apodemus sylvaticus (European woodmouse)
Lineage: Eukaryota; Metazoa; Chordata; Mammalia; Rodentia; Muridae
Product: zinc finger protein 120-like
Exons: 3
Coding region: 1-243 (80 amino acids)
Biological process (GO): regulation of DNA-templated transcription
Source: RefSeq, a predicted model, not a curated record